This is a messenger RNA of Sphaeramia orbicularis (orbiculate cardinalfish), 2824 nucleotides long. RefSeq names its product CTD (carboxy-terminal domain, RNA polymerase II, polypeptide A) small phosphatase like 2a (gene ctdspl2a). The transcript has 13 exons. Gene Ontology annotation, molecular function: phosphatase activity. The record is from RefSeq and is a predicted model, not a curated record. The coding region runs from base 332 to 1756 and encodes 474 amino acids. NCBI's taxonomy places the organism in Eukaryota, Metazoa, Chordata, Actinopteri, Kurtiformes, Apogonidae.
GCCAGCAGGGUGAAAGCGUGGUCAUGAGUCUGGAGUCCAGCUGCUCUAACACACCAUAGCCAUUUUCCUGUUGACUCCGCCACGUUGGUUCCCUGCGCGUGUGUCGCAUUCUCCUGCGCACCACCAACGUUAUGUUUGCGACGAGGCGGGAAAUGGCGUCCGCAGACAUGGUUCAUCUAUAACUUGCUACCGAGCGACAGACACAGCUGGCAACAACGACCACGGCCCGACCUCUAUCGGUGGCCGCCACGGUCGUGGCCGAGAGCUGACAACGCGGUGGCAAGUUUUGAAGAGCUUCCUCGAUCAUCGAACUUCUAUGUGACGUUGGAGCAUGAUGAGGCUGAGAGUGCGUAAAGCUCCUCAGCAGCCAAUCUUAGGCCGUCGCCCCCCUCCGUCCCAGGCUAAAAGGAAACACUGCGAAGUGGAGUCAUCUCCGGUGAGAGGUCGAGGCAAAAUGCAGAAGAAUGAGACGGGCCUGUUGUCUACAAUAAAAAAGUUCAUCCGUGGAAAUGCAGUCAAGGUGGAGCAGGAUAUUCCUGCCAAGAGGAGUCGUAUUGAUUGUAAUACUGAUAGCGAUCUAAUUACUUCAACACCACAGACUAGAGGCCUUUCCAAUAAAACAGUCUCCAGAGGUUGCCGAAAAAGUCCAAAUAAAGACACAAUGACCUGUAACAGCAAACCCAUGAAACCAAAUGGAAAACUAGAGGUCCCCGUUGAGGCAGCAAGCAGCCCCCCACGCACCAGUCUGCUGGGAACCAUCUUUUCUCCAGUCUUUAACUUUUUCUCACCAGCAACAAAAACUGCCACUCCAGGCUCGGAUUCUCCCGGACAAGCAGUGGAGGCAGAAGAAAUCAUGAAGCAGCUUGACAUUGAGCAGGCAGAGGAGAUGCCCAGCAGUACGCUCACAUCCACAGAGGACACCACUCCCUGUCAUGCUGCCCCAGUGUUACCACAGAGGCUUCAGAUUACCUCUGACACAACCGUAGAAGAAGGAGAGAUUGUCACUGAAACCGACAUGCCACCGUUAACAGCUCCUGGUUGUAUGCCAGAUGGUGUUUAUCCUCACCCUUUACCAUCAGUUCCUGUAGAAACCUCUUAUGAUGAGGACUGGGAAGUCUUUGAUCCAUACUUCUUCAUUAAGCAUGUGCCUCCGCUGACAGAAGAGCAGUUAACACGCAAACCGGCGUUACCUUUGAAAACACGCAGCACACCAGAGUUUUCUCUCGUCUUGGAUCUGGAUGAGACUCUGGUCCACUGUAGUUUGAAUGAGCUAGAAGAUGCCGCCCUGACAUUCCCUGUGCUCUUUCAAGAUGUAAUAUACCAGGUGUAUGUUCGGUUGAGGCCAUUUUUCCGAGAGUUUCUCGAGCGCAUGUCUCAAAUGUAUGAGAUUAUUCUCUUCACUGCUUCUAAGAAAGUGUACGCCGACAAGUUGCUCAACAUCUUGGAUCCAAAAAAACAGCUGGUCAGACAUCGACUGUUUCGCGAGCACUGCGUCUGCGUCCAAGGAAAUUAUAUUAAAGAUCUAAACAUUCUCGGACGAGAUCUGUCUAAGACGAUAAUAAUAGACAACUCACCCCAAGCCUUCGCCUACCAGCUUUCCAAUGGGAUUCCUAUUGAGAGCUGGUUUGUGGAUAGAAAUGACAAUGAGCUUCUGAAGCUUGUCCCUUUCCUUGAAAAGCUUGUAGAGAUGAAUGAAGAUGUCAGACCGCACAUCCGGGAACAGUUUCGUUUGCACGACCUCCUCCCUCCAGACUGAGGACAUUACAGACAAGAUGAUUAAAACAUUUGGGGAAAAAACCCAUUGGAAUAUUCAGUGGAUUUCUCUUUGCAAACAUUGCCAUUGUUGUUAUUUUUGAAGGUCAUGCAAAAAGAUGAGUCAAAAGCCCUGGAUGUUUUUUUACAAAAUAAUGGAGAACUCACAGACCUGCUCGCCUCUCUGCUUUUUUUUUUUUUUUGUUCCAUGCAAACGUUGAAGUCGGCCUCCUGGAAGGUUUUUUUUUUGUUUUGUUUCUGGGUUUUUUUCUUUGGGAUUGACAAAACUGAAUGUCAUGCAGUGUUGGGUUUUACGGACCUUUUAGGCUUCAGCCUAACCUUGAAUGGCCAGUCAAACCUGUAUAAUAUUCACUCUAUUUACCUGUAAAUAUAUGUACAUAUUUUUAUUUCCUUAAGGUUUUUAAGUCAUUUUAUUUUAACUUCAGAUUUAGUAUGCAUUCUUUAACUCGGUUGCUUUUAUAAACCAACAAAAUGUUAGUGUGUUUUGUUUGAAGUUGCUGCUUUUCUGUUGUAUGCCUGUGUUAUUCCUGUGAUGCUUUACUCCAUUACAUGCAGUUUUCUGUAAUAUAAGGUGCAGUUUUAAAAAUGUAUCUUUGGGAGGAAAUGUUUCUGAAAUAAUGUUUUAAAGCUAUGUAAUGUAAGCUAGAAUAGGGUCUCAACUGAAUACCAAGCCAUAAUGGCCCAAGACUAAUUUUGGAGAUUUGUAUCUGAGAGUCCAUUUCUGAUUCAGACGCCUCGAUCGUCCUCGUUGGUGAGGGGUCAGGUGUUGAGACAUCUUGCACUUUGACAUCCAGCCCUUUGUAAGUUGAUGUAAAAUCUUGUCAUUUUCUACACAGGUGUGCAUCACCUCAGUUUGUUAUAUGGGGUUAAAAAAAUGAAAUUGUAGCACCAGCAAAUUGCCAACAUGUUUGCUUUGAAAUCUUGUUUUCCAAGACGACUUGUAUGUGAGAUCUUUAUGUAGGAGUCACAAGUUUUGACUAUUGAAUGAUCACUCCAGUUGUAUUCAGUGUUACUCAAUGGUUUCCUUGAAAAUAAAUACAUUUUUAUAUGA